UACACAGUGAUAGAGAGGAGGAGGAGGGAUGGAAAGCGCAUCCUCACAUCUAUCAGGGACUUAGACACCAUCCUGAGUGAAGUGAAGUGAUCACCCUCUACUUACCUGCUCUCACACUAGUGUCCCUCUGUGAUCACAGCCUGGUCUGGACCAGUGAGAUUCCCUCUACACCUAUACCAGAGACUUCAAAACCUCCAGGAAAACCCACUGGCUAACUAUCCUCAGCAGUGUGGAUCUUGUCCUGCUCAUCCAGUGGAAAUACCCAGUGUAACUGGUCUAUGUGGACCUGUUCACGUCUGGAUCUGCUUAACUGAUGUCUCCUCACUAAAACAACACCUGGGAUAUCCAGAAAGGACAAAUCAUAAAAUCCUGGUCUCUUUGAAUUGGACUGGACAUAUCAUAAUCUCAUAUGGGACAUAUCCAACAUGAUGACAAGUACGUGAAAAGAGAAGAAAGUUAACAUUGCAAUGGGGCCUGCUGAUGUAGUGAUGCCUCUGACCAGUCUUCUGUGAAAUAUGGAGAAAUCUGGUCCGAUGCUGGCCUCUAUUCCCAAUCGCACAGGGGCCAACCUCACAACUGGCCUAUGGGGACCCAACCCCACAGUCCCCGCAGAGGUGGGAGUGGUCACCAGCUCCCAGUCUCAGAUCAAAGAUCUGAUUGGGCUGUUUGCAAUGGUGACCCUUAAUCUCAUCGCCCUAUUGGCCAACACUGGAGUCAUGGUUGCCAUCGCCCGCGCCCCUCACCUGAAGAGGUUUGCCUUUGUGUGCCACCUGUGUGCAGUGGACCUGCUGUGUGCCAUCCUCCUCAUGCCACUGGGCAUCAUCUCCAACUCACCCUUCUUUGGCACCGUGGUGUUCACCGUGUUGGAAUGCCAGGUCUACAUCUUCCUCAAUGUGUUCCUCAUCUGUGCCUCCAUCCUCACCAUCACCGCCAUCAGUGUGGAGCGCUACUACUACAUCGUCCAUCCCAUGCGCUACGAGGUGAAGAUGAGCAUCAAUCUAGCCAUCGGCAUAAUGCUCCUCAUAUGGGUCAAGUCCAUCCUUCUGGCCCUGGUCACCCUGUUUGGUUGGCCUGCCUACGGGGCCCACAGCUCCAUCGCUGCCAACCACUGCUCCCUCCACUGGAGCCACAGUCGGUUGAGGAAGGUGUUCGCCGUGCUCUUCAGUGUGGUGUGUUUCCUGUUACCUGCCAUUGUCAUCUUUGCUGUCUACUGUAACGUGUACAAGGUGGCGCGCUCGGCUGCCUUGCAGCACGCACCCGCGACAACCACCUGGGCCUCGUCCAACCCAGCCAAACGUGCCAACCGUUCUGACUCCAUCAACAGCCAGACCACCAUCAUCACCGCCACACGCAGCCUGCCCCAGAGACUGUCCCCUGAGAGGGCAUUCAGCGGGGGUAAGGCUGCCCUCACCCUGGUGGUCAUUGUGAGCCAGUUCCUGCUCUGCUGGCUGCCUUACUUCUCCUUCCACCUGCACUUGUCCUUCAGAUCGUCCCUGCAGAGUCCUGGGGACGUGGAGGAGGCCGUCACCUGGCUGGCCUACUCCUCCUUUGCUGUCAACCCUUUCUUUUAUGGCCUUCUCAACAGACAGAUCAGGGAGGAGUUGGUCAAGUUCCGGCGCUGCUGCUCCUCCGGGCCGGUGGAGCUGGUGGCCUCCAGCCAUGAGGGCUCCUUUCAGGAGAACUUCCUCCAGUUCAUUCAGAGAACGAGCAGCACGGCCGACAAGCGCUCCAGCUGCACCAACUCCAGCCCCAGGAACACUCUGGACCAGGGGAUCAGAAUACCUGGCCAGAUACCAGAGGAGCAUGGCUAAACAGAGGCCAGUGGAUAGCACACUUCAAUUUGGACUGUUAAUAUGACAGCCCUCGGUACUCGUAGCACCCUGAGUUUUUCCUGAUUAUAUGUCCUGAGGCCUGUGGCCUCAACAUCAUGUUCGUUAGUCUCAUCUUUCCAUAGUUUGUAGGCCAAACCGUUGGUACGCUACAGAUGAUUUUGUGAGCAGACCGAUUUUCGGGAUUGUCUCGUGGUCUGACAAACAUCGCUCUAGUUUUGUCACCUUUCACGACAGAUGCAGAAUUGUGAUAUAGGCAGAUGUGGUGGAUUGAGAGGCAUCCAAUCCCAAAACAAACACAUCCCAAGCUUAAAUUUUACAGAUUUUUCUGGGGAUUGUUUUAUUAUUACAAUUAGACUGACACAGGGGCGCGGACAUCAACCUUAGGGGGUUAAAGUGUAUGCUUGUUUCAUAUAAUGUUGUAUGAAUUAUAAACUCAGCAAAAAAAGAAACGUCCUCUCACUGUCACCUGCGUUUAUUUUCAGCAAACUCAACAUUUGUAAAUAUUUGUAUGAACAUAAGAUUCAACAACGGAGACAUAAACUGAACAAGUUCCACAGACAUGUGACUAGUCCCUAAACAAAGGGGGGGUCAAAAUCAAAAGUAACAGUCAGUAUCUGGUGUGGCCACCAGCUGCAUUAAGUACUGCCGUGCAUCUCCUCCUCACUCUUCCACCAAGGCACCUGCAAGUUCCUGGACAUUUCUGGGGGGAAUGGCCCUAGCCCUCACCCUCCAAUCCAACAGGUCCCAGACGAACAGUAUGGCUGGUGGCAUUGUCAUGUCAGGAUGAGCCAGGAUGUCAGGAUGAGCCUGCAGGAAGGGUACAACAUGAGGAGGAUGUCUUCCCUGUGAUGCACAGCGUUGAGAUUGCCUGCAAUGACAACAAGCUCAGUCCGAUGAUACUGUGACACACCGCCCCAGACCAUGACGGACCCUCCACUUCCAAAUCGAUCCCGCUCCAGAGUACAGGCCUCGUGUAACGCUCAUUCCUUCAACGAUAAACGCAAAUUCGACCAUCACUCCUGGUGAGACAAAACCGCAACUCGUCAAUGAAGAGUACUUUUUGCCAGUCCUGUCUGGUCCAGCGACGGUAGGUUUGUCCCCAUAGGCAACGUUGUUGCACGUGAUGUCUGGUGAGGACCUGCCCUACAACAGGUCUACAAGCCCUCAGUCCAGCUUCUCUCAGCCUAUUGAGGACAGUCUGAGCACUGAUGGAGGGAUUGUGCAUUCCUGGUGUAACUCGGACAGUUGUUGUUGCCAUCCUGUACCUGUCCUAGCCAUCCUGUACCAGGUGUGAUAUUGGGAUGUACCAAUCCUGUGCAGGUGUUGUUACACGUGGUCUGCCACUGCGAGGACGAUCAGGUGCCGUCCUGUCUCCCUGUUGCGCUGUCUUAGGCGUCUCACAGUACAGACAUUGCAAUUUAUUGCACUGGCCACAUCUGAAGUCCUCAUGCCUCCUUCCAGCAUGCCUAAGGCACGUUCACACAGAUGAGCAGGGACCCUGGGCAUCUUUCUUUUGGUGUUUUUCAGAGUCAGUAGAAAGGCCUCUUUAGUGUCCAAAGUUUUCAUAACUGUGACCUUAAUUGCCUACCGUCUGUAAACUGUUAGUGUCUUAACGACCGUUCCACUGGUGCAUGUUCAUUCAUUGUUUAUGGUUCAUUGAACAAGCAUGGGAAGCAGUGUUUAAACUCUUUAAAAUGAUGAUCUGCGAUGUUAAUUGAAUUUUUACGAAUGAUCUUUUUUUGCUCAGUUUAUAUUCUGAAAUAACAUUUAUGGACGUGUUUACUCAUGUUUCCAAUGAACAGGAAAAAAGGUAUUGGAAUACUUUCCUAUUUUAAAAUUGUACAGCAGGAUUGUAAAGCUUCUAAUUAACUUUCUCUCAUUAACACAUUAUUUAAAUAAAGCAUAAUUACAAGAGUAACAACAAUAGAUUUAUCUUUUCUAAUAAUUACAAUAAUUAAAACCAUCUUACAGUGAAAAA
Messenger RNA from Oncorhynchus masou masou (cherry salmon), 3810 nucleotides. RefSeq names its product probable G-protein coupled receptor. Lineage: Eukaryota; Metazoa; Chordata; Actinopteri; Salmoniformes; Salmonidae. Gene Ontology annotation, biological process: G protein-coupled receptor signaling pathway. Gene Ontology annotation, molecular function: G protein-coupled receptor activity. The coding region runs from base 516 to 1811 and encodes 431 amino acids. The record is from RefSeq and is a predicted model, not a curated record. The transcript has 2 exons. Gene Ontology annotation, cellular component: plasma membrane; endosome; signaling receptor complex.